UAUUAUUUUCAAUCGAUGUUAUAUUCUAGUGCCAGUUUUCUAAAUGAGCCACUUGUCUAUUUUUUUUCUCAGGCUUGUUGGAGUGGAUUGACUCGGCAGACCCUCCAGACUGCAGCCAGACGUCAUUAUGCGUCGGAGGCGAUCAGAGGCGCUGUCGUCGGCAUUGAUCUGGGAACCACCAACUCCUGCGUGGCUGUGAUGGAGGGGAAACAAGCAAAGGUGCUGGAGAACGCCGAGGGAGCGAGGACGACGCCGUCAGUGGUGGCCUUCACAGCUGAUGCAGAGAGGCUCGUGGGAAUGCCGGCCAAACGCCAGGCUGUCACCAACCCCAACAACACGCUCUAUGCUACUAAACGCCUGAUCGGACGCCGCUAUGAUGACGCUGAAGUUCAGAAAGAUUUGAAAAAUGUGCCCUAUAAGAUCGUGCGUGCGUCUAACGGAGACGCCUGGCUGGAAGCCCACGGUAAACUGUACUCUCCCAGUCAGGCUGGAGCUUUUAUCCUCAUGAAGAUGAAGGAGACCGCAGAGAACUACCUGGGUCAUGCGGUGAAGAACGCUGUUAUUACCGUACCUGCUUACUUCAACGACUCUCAGAGACAGGCAACCAAGGACGCCGGACAGAUUGCUGGUUUGAAUGUGCUUCGUGUUAUUAACGAGCCGACGGCUGCUGCUUUAGCCUACGGACUGGAAAAGACUCAGGACAAAAUAAUCGCUGUGUAUGAUCUCGGUGGUGGGACGUUCGAUAUCUCUGUCCUGGAGAUCCAGAAGGGAGUUUUCGAGGUGAAAUCCACCAAUGGAGACACGUUCUUGGGCGGAGAAGAUUUCGACCAGCAUCUCCUCAGACAUAUAGUGAAGGAGUUCAAGAGAGAGUCUGGAGUGGAUCUGACCAAAGACACCAUGGCUCUGCAGCGUGUGAGAGAGGCUGCUGAGAAGGCCAAGUGUGAGCUGUCUUCCUCUCUGCAGACGGACAUCAACCUGCCGUACCUGACGAUGGACGCCUCUGGCCCCAAACACCUGAACAUGAAGCUGACCCGCGCUCAGUUCGAGGGCAUCGUGGCGGAUCUGAUCCGCAGAACCGUGGAGCCCUGUCAGAAGGCCAUGCAGGACGCAGAGGUCUCCAAGAGUGACAUUGGAGAAGUGCUGCUGGUGGGAGGAAUGAGCCGCAUGCCGAAGGUCCAGCAGACGGUCCAGGAUCUGUUUGGUCGCGCUCCCAGUAAGUCUGUGAACCCAGAUGAAGCCGUUGCCAUCGGAGCGGCCAUCCAGGGAGGCGUUCUGGCCGGAGACGUGACCGACGUGCUGCUGCUGGACGUCACUCCUCUGUCUCUCGGCAUCGAGACUCUGGGAGGAGUCUUCACCAAACUCAUCAACAGAAACACAACCAUCCCCACCAAGAAGAGCCAGGUUUUCUCCACCGCUGCUGAUGGACAGACUCAAGUAGAGAUCAAGGUUUGUCAGGGAGAGCGAGAGAUGGCUGCAGACAACAAGACUCUGGGACAGUUCACCCUGGUCGGCGUCCCUCCGGCUCCUCGUGGUGUUCCUCAGAUUGAAGUCACCUUUGAUAUCGACGCUAACGGGAUCGUGCACGUCUCCGCUAAAGACAAGGGCACCGGCCGAGAACAGCAGAUUGUCAUCCAGUCAUCUGGUGGACUCGGCAAAGACGACAUUGAAAACAUGAUCAAGAACGCUGAGAAGUACGCAGAGGAGGACCGGAGACGGAAGGAUCGCGUGGAAGCGGUUAACAUGGCCGAGGGCAUCGUUCACGACACCGAGUCAAAGAUGGAGGAGUUUAAGGAUCAGCUGCCUGCCGAUGAGUGUAACAAACUGAAGGAGGAGAUGGCUAAAGUGCGAGAGCUGCUCUCACGGCAGGACGCCGAGACGGGAGAAAACAUCAAACAAGCGGCCACAAACCUGCAGCAGGCCUCGCUCAAACUCUUCGAGAUGGCAUACAAGAAGAUGGCAUCGGAGAGGGAAGGCAGCAGUGGCUCCGGCUCCGGAGGAGAAACGGGAGAGAAGAAGGAGGGCCAGCAGUAAAGCCUGAGAGUUUGAUAUGGACUGAAUGGUUUGGGAGCAUGAACGUGUUUCCCUGAGCGGCAUACACACAUUAUUUUCACACAUACUGUGUUUUACAAUAUCAUCACGGCUCCUCAUCCACCUCCCUUAAUGUCUAGGAGUUCAAAUUCAUUCAUUGUGUCUGCUGGAAAUAAUCUGCAUCGGUCUUGAAGCGAACUGUGCAAGCGUUUGAUCUGGGGUUUAAGGUGAGCGUGUGACUCGAGCCAUUCAGACAUGCAUUCCUGCCUGCGGGCACCGUGUGGUGUGACCUUCUCAAGGUGUCUUCGAUAAGUGUGGUUUUUUUGGGAAUGAAUGAGGCUGAAUGUGUGGCUGAACGGCUUCAGGAUGUCUAUAUCUGCAGCGAGUGUGUAUAAAAGCAGGGCUACUUUGUUUCAAGACACCAAUGUUUCAUAUUUAAAUGACAUCUGUUCUGUCCAUCUUGUAAGCUUGUGCACAUGUUUACGCUGAGAGGAUGAAACUAUGAAAGAUAAUCAACAAUAUGAUGUGGAAUUGAUUAUAAUUUGGCUGAUCGUACCAGCAUUGAGAAUCAAGCAGGGUUAUAUAGAGCGCACCUCUACAACAAUACGGCUCUGUGUCCUUCUUUAAAGUACACUGUAAAGGGCAGGUGAGGUGAAUUCAUCUGAUCUACCUUUACUAGUGAUUUCAGCUCGUUUUAUUUAAAUCAGUGAUGUUGUGUUAUGAUUGUGAAGGAUUACGUUCUGUUUGUCUCUUAACAAUCCCAAUCUCCUCUCUGCUUUUCUUUUUCUGCCUCUGUACAAAGGCUGAUGUCUGUUGAAGAUGUUAAAUGUUGGAAUCGAAUGAUUUAAUAGGCUUAAAGAGAGUAAUAUUCCAGUGCAGUCUUUUAUAAUAAAAUUGUGUUUGAACUC
Messenger RNA from Sinocyclocheilus anshuiensis, 2936 nucleotides. RefSeq names its product stress-70 protein, mitochondrial-like. Gene Ontology annotation, biological process: protein folding. Lineage: Eukaryota; Metazoa; Chordata; Actinopteri; Cypriniformes; Cyprinidae. The record is from RefSeq and is a predicted model, not a curated record. The transcript has 16 exons. Gene Ontology annotation, molecular function: ATP-dependent protein folding chaperone; ATP binding. The coding region runs from base 16 to 2031 and encodes 671 amino acids.